Messenger RNA from Colletotrichum destructivum, 1368 nucleotides. RefSeq lists its product as uncharacterized. Lineage: Eukaryota; Fungi; Ascomycota; Sordariomycetes; Glomerellales; Glomerellaceae. The transcript is spliced from 3 exons. The record is from RefSeq and is a predicted model, not a curated record. The coding region runs from base 180 to 1106 and encodes 308 amino acids.
UCGCCAAUACUUAAGAAUGUGAUCACCCCCCCCCACGGGGGAUUCUGUGUGACGCUAUUCCAGUACGGCCUGCACCACUUCGCCAAACAUCCCAAAAGGCUCGUUCCUCGACGGAGCCAUCCAGACACUUACACCGCAGCCUUGCGAAAAUUUCAGUCUCUGUAGAAAAAGCAGAAGUGAUGAUGUCCUCACCGCUCCUUUACAUCUUGAACGUAACGCUGGUGGGGUUGGUCACCUUGCCUGCCAUCGUCCUCACCGGGCUCCUCUUCCGCCGUUCGACGGGGACCCGCCGUGACCCUAGCCGCCGAUGGGAGACCUUCACCAAGGCCGCCAUCGGGCUGUAUUCAUUCGUCCAUAUUUUGUACCUCAUCACUUCCAUUAUCGGCGCCACAAAUGACUUCGGAUACUACUACGGAAUCAAUAAUGGCUAUUUCGUGGCCGUGCAGUUUCUGGGCAUCAUCAGCCUCCUCUUCAGUCACCUCUACGAGGCGGCCAUCUUCCUCGCGCUGCUCUACCUUGCCCGAGCCCUGAACCUCGCCCGCGCCGACGAGACGUCCAGACGGUACCGCAUCGGGAGGAAGUGGGCCCUCGGCGCCGUCAUCUGGAUCUGCUUGGGCAGCGUUGUCGUCAUGAGCAUCUCCCUCAGCAUCUUCAUCCAGAGGUCCUUCACCGAGAGGCACAACGCCGAUAUGGAUUUGUUCAUGAGCAUCUACAACAGGAGCAUGGCGUCGGCCAUCAUCAACCUGGUCCUCUGCGUCACCAACCUCGGCUGUGCCAUCGGCACCAUGGUCUACACGGCCAAGGCCCGCAAGAAGGUCGUCGACGACUCGCUGCAAAAGAUGUCGACCCUCAUGCUCACAUGUGCCAUUCUGUGGCUGAUCCGCAACGUCUGGACGGUGAUUUUCACCUUCUUCCUAGCCUUCGCGCCCUAUUUCACUGGCGGCAUACUGGUCUGGUCCAAUGUCAUCGACCCCAUCCUGAACAGUUGGGUCACGUUCGUCAUCCUCGCGCUUCUGUUCGUGCUGGCUACCGUGGAGAAGUACGCCCUGCCGCGGGCUCGGGUGAAGGAGGAGCAUCGCAAGAGCAUCGACGUCGAGGCCGUCUAAGCUCACUUCGUGCGGUCAAAUGGGCUACACCACGAUCGACAACAACACAACAAACGACAAUUAUUUUCCAAGACUAUCAAAUCCCGUUGUGGAUUGACAAGUCUGGGAUGUUUUCUUCUUUGAUGACAGACUUUGAGACCGGAGGUUUGAUGAUUGCGACCCAUGAUCAUAACAAUGACUGUGGAUUGUGCAAGAUGUCCGAGGACGGAGGGAAAAUGAGAGCACCAUUCUCGUUUUCGAAAUGAUACCUUUGGAGCGUGAU